This is a messenger RNA of Macrosteles quadrilineatus (aster leafhopper), 1936 nucleotides long. It is a transcript of the gene LysRS, whose product is annotated as lysine--tRNA ligase. Gene Ontology annotation, cellular component: mitochondrion; cytosol; aminoacyl-tRNA synthetase multienzyme complex. Gene Ontology annotation, molecular function: ATP binding; lysine-tRNA ligase activity; tRNA binding. The transcript is spliced from 13 exons. Gene Ontology annotation, biological process: lysyl-tRNA aminoacylation. Bases 96 to 1901 code for a protein of 601 amino acids. NCBI's taxonomy places the organism in Eukaryota, Metazoa, Arthropoda, Insecta, Hemiptera, Cicadellidae. The record is from RefSeq and is a predicted model, not a curated record.
CUUGCUUGUUUUUCUUUCUUGUGUUGUACGUGUUGUGCGGAAGCAUGGCAGAGGGUGGUGACGAGAAGUUAUCUAAAAGAUAGUGAGUGAGGGACAUGAUGCUGACUUUAUGGAGGCAGGUCUUUUUAGAAACAAAGAAUGUUGCCACUAAAAGCUUCUUGUUACGACACAUAAGCACAGCCCCGAAUUUAUAUAAAGGUGAAUUGAAGAGAAGGCUAAAAGCUGAGCAAAAGGCUAAAGAGAAGGCAGAAAAAGUCCAAGCUAAAGCAGCAGAAAAAGAAUCCGCUGGAGGUCCGUCAGAGAAGAAGAAAGACCUUGCUGCCGAGGAGGAGAUAAGUCCCAAUGAAUAUUUUAAGUUAAGAAGCACAGCAGUUGCUCAGCUAAAACAGAGCAAAGAACAUCCAUAUCCUCAUAAAUACAAUGUGACAAUUUCUUUAGAAGAAUUUAUAGAAAAGUACAAUAAUCUAGAUAGUGGGACUGUUCUUGAAGAUGUAACUCUGAGCGUGGCAGGCCGGGUCCAUUCAAUCAGAGUGUCCGGGGCGAAGCUGCUGUUCUAUGAUCUGCGAGGGGAGGGUGUGAAGAUUCAGGUGAUGGCCAAUGCUAGACUGUACGAGUCAGAGCCAGCGUUUGAGACUGACACAGACAAGCUUAGACGAGGUGAUAUCAUUGGAGUGUCAGGACAUCCUGGCAAGACCAAGAAGGGAGAACUGUCUAUCAUUCCCAAGAAGAUCACACUGCUGUCCCCAUGUCUGCACAUGCUGCCUCACCUGCACUACGGACUCAAGGACAAGGAAACAAGGUACCGUCAGAGGUAUCUGGAUCUGAUCCUGAAUGAGAAGGUGCGUCAGAAGUUCAUUGUGCGAGCCAAGAUCAUCUCGUACAUCCGCCACUUCCUAGACUCCCACGGAUUUCUGGAGGUGGAGACUCCGAUGAUGAACAUGAUAGCGGGUGGAGCUGCAGCCAAGCCCUUUGUCACUCACCACAACGAUCUCAACCUGGACCUGUUCAUGCGGGUGGCGCCCGAGCUCUACCAUAAGAUGUUGGUGGUGGGAGGCAUUGAUCGAGUGUACGAGAUUGGCCGACAGUUCCGCAACGAAGGCAUUGACCUGACACACAACCCAGAGUUCACCACUUGUGAGUUCUACAUGGCCUAUGCAGAUUACAACGACCUCAUGACCAUCACUGAGAGCCUUAUAUCAGGUCUGGUGAAGAACGUGACAGGUUCGUACAAGGUCAAGUACCAUCCUGAAGGAGAGGGAGGUGAGGAGGUAGAGGUUGACUUCACUCCUCCGUUCCGACGGCUGCACAUGUUCCCUGCACUAGAGGAACACCUCAAGGUGAAGCUGCCCUCCCCAGACCAGCUGCACACCCCGGAGGCUCAGAAGGCUCUGUCUGAUCUGUGUGAGAAACAUGAGGUAGAGUGUCCACCACCUCGCACCGUGGCCAGACUGCUGGACAAGCUGACCGGAGAGUUCCUGGAGGAGCAGUGCAUCAACCCGACGUUCAUCCUGGAACACCCUCAGGUGAUGUCCCCUCUAGCCAAGUACCACCGGAGUGUUCCGGGACUCACAGAGAGGUUCGAACUGUUUGUCAUGAAGAAAGAGAUUUGCAACGCGUACACAGAGCUCAACGACCCUGCCGUGCAACGUGAACGCUUCGAGGAACAGGCCAAGGACAAGGCAGCUGGCGAUGAUGAGGCUCAGCUGGUAGAUGAGAACUUCUGUACAGCUCUGGAGUACGGACUUCCCCCUACAGGAGGAUGGGGUCUGGGUGUGGACAGACUCACCAUGUUCCUUACUGACUCCAACAACAUCAAGGAGGUUUUGUUCUUCCCGGCCAUGAAGCCUGAUGACAACAGAACCAAAGAGGAAGACGGAAAGACUGGCCCUCUAACAACGUAGCGCUAGUUCUGUCUCAAUAAAGACGCUCAAAAAUA